This is a messenger RNA of Trichoderma citrinoviride, 939 nucleotides long. RefSeq names its product shwachman-Bodian-diamond syndrome protein. The transcript has a single exon. The coding region runs from base 1 to 939 and encodes 312 amino acids. NCBI's taxonomy places the organism in Eukaryota, Fungi, Ascomycota, Sordariomycetes, Hypocreales, Hypocreaceae. Gene Ontology annotation, biological process: ribosome biogenesis; cytosolic ribosome assembly. The record is from RefSeq and is a predicted model, not a curated record.
AUGUCCCGCCAAAUCAACCUCCCCUCCAACCAGAUCAAGCUCACAAACGUCUCCCUCGUGCGCCUGAAAAAGGGCAAGAAGCGCUUCGAAAUCGCCUGCUACAAGAACAAGGUCCUCGAGUGGCGCUCCGGCAUCGAGACGGACCUCGACAACGUCCUCCAGAUCCCAAACGUCUUCCUCAACGUCUCCAAGGGCCAGACGGCGCCCAAGGAGGACCUGGAAAAGGCCUUUGGCAAGGGCAAGUCCACCGACGACAUCGUCCUCGAGAUCUUGAAAAAGGGGGAGCUACAGGUCGGGGAUAAAGAGCGCGCGGCGCAGCUCGAGAGGGUGCAUAAUGAGGUCAUUAGCAUCGUCGUCAGUAAACUGGUCGAUCCGCGGACGAAGAGGGUGUACACGCCGGGCAUGAUUGAGAAGGCGCUCGACAUGCUGAGCUCGCAGGCUCACAACAACAACAAUAACACGGAGAAAUCGACGGACUCGGGCGCCGCGACGCCCACAACGGGGGAGGCUGGCGAGGCCAAGCCCAAGACCAAGGAGCACACGUGGACGGGUGUGACCACGACCAAGAGCGCAAAGAGCCAGGCCCUGGACGCGAUGAAGGCCCUCAUCGCGCAUCAGCCCAUCCCCGUCGCGCGGGCCAGGAUGAAGCUCCGGGUUACGUGCCCUACCAACGUUCUCAAGCAGGCUGUCAAGGCGCCCAAAGCCGCGGCGAAGGAGGAGGAUGACGGCGGCGAGGCCAAGGCGCCCGGGACGGUCAAGGAUCGUAUUCUGGGAUACGUUGAGCAGGUGGAGAGCCAGGAUGUCAUGGGCUCAGAGUGGGAGGUUGUGGGCUUUGUUGAGCCGGGUGCUUUCAAGGCCUUGUCUGAUUUCAUUGGCAAUGAUACCAAGGGACAAGGAAGAGUCGAGGUUUUGGAUAUGGCGGUCACGCAUGAGGAUUGA